GACUUCCUGGAGACGGGAGUUGGGGGGGAGGGCGGCAGCGGAGUCAUUAGGCGGUAACCCGGCGGUGGGCAGAAGUCUCCCGGUACUGGAGGGAGCAGGACCAUUGUGGGCGUGGGGGCCGCAGAUGCCGGCGUUGAAUCGGAGCGGCGCGAUUGAGUGAGAGCUGUCGGUGUUGCCGAGGCGGCAGGGGCAGGUGAAGGUUGGCCCAGGUUGCGGCGGCGGCGGCAACAGGCGCUGUCACUGGGGAGCUGAGCUGAGCUGAGCCAGACCGGGCCGGGCAGAGCUGAUCGACUGUUUGUAAACACAGAGCCGACAUGCCGUGGCCAAGUCCACGCUGAGCUACCGCCACGUCACGGAAAGUCCUGCCAGCCGCCCCUCCACAUCCCUUCCUGUUCCACAUUUGCGUUUAUUUUGCAUACUUUUUAUUUUCUAAUUUGCUUAUUGAAAAGAAACUUUCAUAUUUUUCCUUUGGCGAGCUUCAAAGUCUUUAUUUUAUCUUUUUUCAGUAGCUACUCAUGAUUGAAUUAUUUGGUAUUUGCCACGUUAUUUCCAACAUGUUUUGACUAGUAAACCACUUUUACUGAUUGUGUAAAAGGCCAAAGCUGCAGGAUUUGAUGUCACUGCCGAUGCUGUUCUAACUGAGGGUUUUGGGUGGAGUACCAUCAUUUAUUUCCCUUCAUGCCAAGUAGUUUUUUCUUUACGUCUCAGUAAGUUUUUUGAGAGCUAUACAAGUUGUAAUUAUUGCAACUUAUAGUUUGGGCACUAGAAUAUUUUGUAUCCCAAUUUGUCUUAAUAUUUCAAUAUGGACAUGAUAGGCUGUUCUUUCCCCUUUGACACUUACUGACGCUCAACACGAAUAAUUUUGUCAGUUAAGGGAGGAAUAAUCCACAGUGGGUUAGUUUUUUUUUCAAAUUUUGAGAUUUUGUGUUAACUUCCCUUCACAAAACGAAUUCAACAUGACAGCGUCGAACUGGGGCCUCAUCAUGAACGUUGUGAACAGUAUUGUGGGAGUCAGUGUACUCACCAUGCCAUUCUGCUUUAAACAGUGUGGUAUUGCAUUGGGUGUCGUGCUGCUCCUCUUCUGCUCCUGGAUGACUCACCAGUCCUGUAUGUUCCUGGUGAAGGUAGCAAAUACUAGUAAGCGAAGAACUUAUGCAGGUCUUGCUUUCCACGCCUAUGGAAAAGCAGGCAAAAUGCUGGUGGAAACAAGCUUGAUUGGCUUGAUGUUGGGGACGUGCAUUGCUUUUUAUGUUGUAAUCGCUGAUUUGGGAUCCAAUUUCUUUGCUCAGUUGCUUGGUCUUCAGGUAACACAGGGAUUCCGUGUAUUCUUUCUGUUUGCUGUUUCUGUGUUUAUUGUGUUGCCUCUGAGUUUGCAGAGGAACAUGAUGGCUUCUAUCCAGUCCUUCAGUGCCAUGGCUUUAAUAUUCUACACGUUCUUCAUGUUUGUGAUUGUGCUGUCUUCAUUUAAACAUGGGCUCUUUAGUGGUCAGUGGCUGAAACGAGUCAGUUACAUUCGCUGGGAAGGUAUUUUUCGGUGCAUCCCCAUCUAUAGCAUGUCAUUUGCCUGUCAAUCCCAAGUAUUGCCGACAUAUGACAGUUUGGAUGAACCUUCUGUGAAAAGAAUGAGUACUAUCUUCUCAUCAGCCCUAAAUGUGGUUAAUACCUUUUACGUGACUGUUGGAUCUUUUGGUUAUAUCAGCUAUACUGAUAAUAUUGCUGGCAAUGUUAUGAUGAACUUUCCCUCCAACUUGGUCACGAAGAUGAUUCGUGUGGGAUUUAUGAUGUCUGUUGCCGUAGGCUUUCCAAUGAUGAUUCUGCCUUGUAGACAAGCUCUGAACACUUUUCUCUUUGAACAAUUACAGCAGAAAGAUGGCACUUUUGCUGCAGGAGGGUACAUGCCACCGUUGCGGUUUAAGCUCAUUACAGCUGCUAUAGUGUUUGGCACCAUGUUGGGUGGAAUUCUCAUUCCUAAUGUGGAAACUAUCCUUGGAUUGACGGGUGCCACCAUGGGGAGUCUUAUCUGUUUCAUUUGCCCAGCCCUUAUCUACAGGAAAAUCCAGAAAGGUGGUUUCUCUGCACAGAUUAUUCUCUGGAUUGGUCUUAUUAUUCUGGUGAUCAGCACUUUUUUAACUCUGACUGCAACGAAUGACCAACUGGUCGUACCUGAAAAUCCACCUCAGGACAUUAACCACGAGAAGCUUCAAAAUGACAUUAACGUGCAGCAGAAAAUUUCAGCUGAAAACGGUGUGAUCAACGAAGCGAAUGAUGAUAGAGACCGUCCAAAAUUGGAGAAAGAUGUUAUAGAGCAACCUCAGAUAAAGGUCCCAAUAGAACCACAUGAUGAUAGAGAUGACAAGGGUGAAGAGGUCCAGCUGGAUCGCCCUGACCAAGGGGUUGCUCAUCCCGUCGGCGAGGCUCAUCGACACGAACCACCAAACCCACACGAUGAAGUUAUUGUAGAUGAAGGUAUGGAUGGUGAUGAUUCAAAUGAAAAGAAACUACUGAUAGUGAAAGCUGAGCAGGCAGAUGGUGUAAAUCAGGAAGCUAAAAUAAAUAUUAAGAAAAAAGAGGUAAAAGAAUCAAACUAUGAAGCCAAAAUUAAUUUUGCAGUAAAAGAAGAGGACGGCAGAAUUGGAAAUGAGAUCAACAAUCCUGGGAAUGCUCCAGAAGUUAAACUAGAACAAAAGGAACAACAAGCCAAUGUGGAAGAGGAAAUGAAUGCAAGAGUUGCAGACCCUCAAGCAGGUGUAGAUCUACAAAUGAUGGAUAAACAUGGCAACAUUCCUGGAAAAGAUGACUCAGUGAUUCAUAAUCAAGAAGGAAUUGUAGAAAGCAUAAACAACAGAGAUCUUAAAAAUGGCAAUAAGAAGGACUUGCCAUCAUUGGAAAAGAUUGAUGUUGCUGGAGAGUCCCAGCUACACAUCCGAGAUGAGAGGGACCGUCAAAAUGUAAUUGUGGAAGGCAAGCAAGAUGGAGAAGCAGUAGAGGGCGACGAGAAACUUCUGGACCAUGCAGUUUUACUGAAUGUGAUCAAAGAGCAGCAGGAACAGCAGAAGCGCCUAUUAGACCAGCAGGAGAAACUUUUGGCUGUCAUUCAGGAACAACACAAGGAGAUACACCAGCAAAAGGCUGACGAUGAGGACAAAGGACAGCUGGACAAUGAGUAUCCUGUGAAAGAAAAAAUAGGUCAAGGAAAUGAAGAUCAAAUAAAAAAUGUUGAGGCUGUGAAUGGGCAGAAGGCAGAGAUGCCUCAUGUAAUCAAUGCUAAUUUGCAGGGUGAUUCUUUUAAAUUUGAUCAAGGUCUGCCUGCAGCCGAUCACAAAAAGGAUAAUGCGGAACAUAAAAAUGUUUUGCACAAAGCUCAGCGAAGUGCCCUCGAAAAUCAGGAUCACGUUCAUGAUUCUAAACGAGAUGCUGAUGUUCGCAAGGUGGCCCCUCAGCUGAAAGAUGGAUUUAAAGAACUUGACCAAAACGUUGGGGCUCCAGAACAUCUCUUGAAAAGCAAAGAUGGUGGAAAGGUGAUGCUACAGAAUGAUGCUGAGGUUCCAAAGAUAUCGCAACAAAUUGGUAUACAUGAAGCAGGACCUGGCCAAGAACGUGGAUUUAAACAUCCAAACGUUCCCUUGGAUAAUGGGCUGAGAGUUCAAAGAAAAGAGGCUGAAGCUGGGAUUGGAAAUCUGAAAAUGCCAGAUAUUGUGGCCAAUGAUCCAAAGUUGUUUGAAAGUCUCAAUGUUGAAGCAAAGUCAAAAAAUGAAAUUCAUGAUUUUGAAUUGAAAAUCGAGCGCAAUCCUUUAAUAGAAAAACCCGAGGGUGAUAAGAUUGACAAAGUGAGAGCUGGAGCUAAGGAGGUAUUUGAAGGAAGGGAGGACGGGAUGGAUAAAAUCGAAGGGCCAGUGAAUCCACAAAUUCAAAGAAAUCCAGAGGCUGAUCUCGACAGCAGAGCACAGGAAUUUGACAACAGAAACGUUGCAGACGAUUCAUUGAAAAGUCAUAAAAAAGUUUCAGAUGACCAUCUGGGGCCAGACCCAAACAUUGUGCCACAACACAAGGAGAAGAUUCCAGACCAGAAAAACGGUGAACCGUACAAAGACCUGAAAGUUGAUGGAGGUGGGGAUCUGCGUAGAAAAAAGAGAGACUUAAAGGACCAAGUGGAUGAAAAUCUCCAGGAUGAUGGAGAUAAACUAAUCAUCAACCUUGAUCCAGUGCCAAACUUCAAAACCAACGACCUCCGAAGUGCACUGGAGAGCCAGCUUAAACAGGUGGCAGGAGGAUCAUUCCAGAUAGUUCAAAGCCGAAAGAUGAAGCAAGUGACCAGUAAUGAAGCCGAUACAUGAGUCCGAUCUAGUCCAUUUUCCAGAGGUUUUUUGAGGUUCAAAUAAAAUAUUUCUCGGUUGGUCCUAGGAUUCCUUUGUGCGCCAUGUGCAGCUUUUGCAGUGUCUCCUCUGCAUUGCAUUGUGUGAAUGAAGACCACUUGCAACAAAUCGAUAGGACUUUGAAAAUAUUUUUUAAGUAAUCCAGAAGAAGUUAUUGGAAUUUAGUUACCUGAUAAAUAAAUCAACGGUGCACCAAGGAGGUUACUAAAUGACUGUCUCUGGGUCACUUGAUAUAUUCCAUGUACAAGCUGAUAUUGGAUGAUCAAGAAAUUCUGAAAGAAACAUCUGAAUUGCAUACAAAUUCAGCCCUGUUGUGCAUCUAUUACUAGAAACUACCAAGAAUGAAUAAAAAUAAACUCUGCAACCCGUUGGGAUUGUGACGGCUAAAUGUACCAUUGAUUGUAUGGAGGCCAUUUUCAAACCUUAGAAAUGCGACUACCCAUCAACUAGUAUCUUCAAUUUCCUCUCAGGGACAACAUGCAUCAAUGAAAACAGCUAGCUUUUCUUAUGGGAUAUUUCUAAAUGGGUAUUCAUUAGGGCAGUUGAUUGUAUAUUUUAAUAAUACAAAGAUUUUUGCAAUUAACGCCUAUUUUUUUUACACGUGUGCACGAGAAAAUUGUCAUCCAAACUCUACGAUACGAACUUUAUUAUGGCUGAAAUGUCAGUACCUGUAUUUGAUUUGACACCUAUCCGUUUCCUGCUAAACUAAAUCAGAUCACAUUUUAUUCCUUAAAUGUGUUCAAUUCUACAUUAAUCCAAUGUGCAUUGAAUGGUUACCUUAACAUAAUGUUUGCAUUCUAAAAAUAUAUUAUUUUAAGAGUUCUUUCUACCAGAGUGCUUUGAAUUAUGUCAUUUGUUGGGCAGAAGGUGCAAUAUUUAAUUGUGACCAUUUAUUUAAUUCUUGCACGAUGUACCUUAUUUUUAAAAAAGUAUGUCAGCUGUUAUGCCCAGAAAAUUGAAAUGUAUAUUUUAGAUCAAUAAUCCAGAAUAGAUUUCCGAAUAAUGCAUUAUUUAUAUAAAAAAUACUUUUCAUGAAGAAUUAACUUUUUAAAAUGUAAUCAUUAUGUAAUUGUUGUCUGGCUGCCAAACUUAUCAAGAGUUUAACCAUUAGUUUCUCAAUUCACUCUGUACACAUGACUUCACUUGUAUCUCCUAUUUUCAAUUGCAACAGUAUCAUUUCACGAGUCAGUCACUAUUGGAACAUAAUGUGUAUAGAAAUGCCUUAAAGAUAGCUGAUUCCAAGUUUCUUUUUUCUUAUAGAGCAGGGAGAUAAAUGUAUUAAAAAUAAAAUACUCGCGUUUUCAGAUAUAAUCCACAGGAAUACAACUCCUUGAAAUUGCUUGUAUUUAAUUAGGCGGACUUCAAAAAAUACCAUGCUGGCACUAACACAAACUUGCUUCCUUGUAGAGACUUUUCACAGAUCUUUGUUUUGUUUGAUAUUUACAGUAAAUCAGAAAUGUCCUAUGUUCAAAGUUAUAUAAACUCGGCACACUUGUAAAUAAAGCAUAUGAUACAAUAGAUUCUAGGCAAAGUUCAGAAUAGGCAAUUUUUAAUUUCCGAAUCAUUUUAGAAUAUCAGUUUUAUUUAUGGAAACUAUUCAGGGCAGAGAAGUAGGCUAUUUAUAAUUCUCUGGAGUAAUGUGGCCUAAAUAUAGUGAUUAUUUUUGAAUGUAUUUUUAAGCCACAAAAAUCUUCCAAUGUCAACUUUCCAGCCGGUCACUAAAUUACAAAUAUAAUUGCGUAAAUAUUUCUUGGAAAAUAUUUAUUACUCAUUCAUUUAUUUUCAUUGACAUCUGUUCAUUACCAAUGCUACAAGGAAUCAAAAUCAUCAAUGUCCCAACAACUACUGCUAUUUUUCAUUUUUGAUGCGAUUUAAAUUGAUGCAUGCAUUUCUGUAUUCUUUAUCAAUAUUACAAAACUGUAGAACUUGUGUUACCUUCAUACAAAUAGUAUGAUACCAGUUAGUUUACUUGUGCAUAUAUAAAAAAAAUACAUUGUGCAACGUCUGAACAAAGAGGAUAGAUGGUCUAUACACAGACCUUGGCUUACUGUUUCUGCAGCUCCCCGUUGGAAAACGAGGGGAAAUGUUUAUUGUCCUGCCAUCUGAGUUCAUUAUUUCUUGUAGAUAAGUGCCUGCGUUCCACCUGGUGCCUUCUCUCGAAGUGUUGUUAGUCAAUGAACAAUCACAAAGGGAGUGAAAACCAUACUGCUUCUUGUAGCUUUUAAUAAGCUCAUAUUUCUUGCUGGAUAUAUUUGAAUCCAAUUUCCAAAUGUAACAAUUUUUAAAAUCUUGCUGUUUAUCAUACUUUCUACCUUAAUAGAUCUGUUAUCAUCUAAAUGCUGCCUGUAAUGAAACAAAAUGAUGGCAAACACUGAUCUGGUAGAAAAGCUUUAAAACGUUGGAUCAAUUUUCCUGUGUGUUACUGCAUCUGAGUUUUGUAAAGUUGAGAUGAAAGUGAAGGUUUCACAUUCCUCUUGGAAGUUAUUUAAAUGUUAUCUUUCAUUGCGACAUUUUCAUCCAAUCCAGAUUUUGUACAUUGAGUAACUUAUGUGCUGUAUUUAAAUAUUUCCCCAAUACUUGUGGUCAAAUCUUAUGUGAAAUCUGAUUAUCAUUUUUGCUAAUGUUUGAAGUGCUGUUGCUCAGUAAAUUCAGGAUUACCCUUUGAAAGUUACCCUUCACAUUUGAAAUGAGGGAUGGAUUACGAUUAAGUACAGAAUCCAACAAAAUGAGACUGGCUGAAAGUGAAGUGGAACUAAAUCAUUGUCAAUUUAAAGUUAGAAAACAGCACUGAUACAAGUCCAAGAUAACAUUCCAAAUUAAUAUUAACUACAGAUGGAGAAGGAAAUGGAACAUGCAGAUGCAUUGUUAUAAUGUAAAAUGGUUGGCUUAUCAAUAAAGUGCGAUUAACAAACCA
This is a messenger RNA of Leucoraja erinaceus (little skate), 7287 nucleotides long. RefSeq names its product solute carrier family 38 member 10 (gene slc38a10). Lineage: Eukaryota; Metazoa; Chordata; Chondrichthyes; Rajiformes; Rajidae. The record is from RefSeq and is a predicted model, not a curated record. The transcript is spliced from 16 exons. Bases 957 to 4334 code for a protein of 1125 amino acids. Gene Ontology annotation, biological process: amino acid transmembrane transport. Gene Ontology annotation, molecular function: amino acid transmembrane transporter activity.